AGGCUCAGUAAGACGCUGUUCGAGCGAUUGUCAAGAGCAAAAGUUUCAACGAAUUAAAAAAAAAAAGGAAAAACUGCACAGUGAAUAAGCAGUAUUGUAAUUCACAACAAAUUUGACAAGCCAAGAGAAACAUUUCAAAUAUGCCGCAAAAGACCAACGGACACACAACUGCCACCGGCAACGGCUUCAAUAGCAACAGCAAUGGAAAUGGCAACUCCUACGACAUGGAAGAUGGACAAACAUUCCUCUUUACUUCCGAAUCCGUUGGCGAGGGACAUCCAGACAAAAUGUGCGAUCAAAUCAGUGAUGCUAUCCUGGAUGCCCAUCUCCGACAGGAUCCCAACGCCAAGGUGGCAUGUGAAACUGUGGCAAAGACUGGUAUGAUUUUACUUUGCGGCGAAAUCACAUCGAAGGCGGUGGUCGACUAUCAGAAGGUAGUCCGUGAGACGGUUCAGCACAUUGGCUAUGACGACUCUUCGAAGGGUUUCGAUUGGAAGACGUUGAAUCUGCUCGUAGCUAUUGAACAACAAUCUCCCGAUAUUGCCAACGGCGUUCAUGUUAAUCGCGAAGAAGAGGAUGUCGGCGCUGGUGACCAGGGUAUUAUGUUUGGCUAUGCCACCGAUGAGACUGAGGAAUGUAUGCCUUUGACGGUGGUCCUGGCGCAUAAGCUAAACGAAAAGAUCGCCGAGCUGCGUCGCUCGGAUGUGUUCUGGUGGGCUCGUCCCGAUUCCAAGACACAAGUCACCUGCGAAUAUCUGUUCAAUCAGGGAUCGGCUGUGCCUAAGCGUGUGCAUACAAUUGUUGUGUCCAUGCAGCAUUCGGACAAAAUUACGCUGGACACUCUUCGCUCCGAGAUUAUGGAGAAAGUUGUAAAAGUUGUUAUUCCCGCCAAAUACUUUGAUGCCAAUACCAUUGUGCAUAUAAAUCCCUGCGGUCUGUUCGUUAUUGGUGGCCCAAUGGGUGAUGCGGGUUUGACUGGCCGUAAAAUUAUUGUGGAUACAUAUGGCGGUUGGGGUGCACAUGGCGGUGGCGCAUUCUCUGGCAAAGAUUUCACCAAGGUCGACAGAUCGGCGGCAUACGCAGCACGCUGGGUGGCCAAGUCUCUGGUCAAGGCUGGUCUCUGUAAGCGCUGCCUGGUACAAGUCUCGUAUGCCAUUGGUUUGGCCGAGCCGCUUUCCAUAACCGUCUUUGACUACGGCACCUCCCAUAAGUCACAAAAAGAACUUCUGCACAUUAUCAAACAUAACUUCGAUCUACGACCCGGUAUGAUCGUAAAAGACCUAAAUCUGCGCCAACCAAUUUACCAGCGCACCAGCACAUAUGGCCACUUCGGUCGCGAUGGCUUCUCCUGGGAGCAGGCAAAGCCUUUAGAUAUCAAUUGACUAGACGCUGACAGUGCCUCGUCGUCGGAGUCGUCGCCGUGUACUAAAAAACGAAGGACAUUUAAAGAAACAACAACAACAGCAACGUAAUUUUUAGUUAUUAGUUAAAAAGUAAGUCAGGCAGCAGUAGGCUUGACAGCUUUUUAGGCUUUUUCAUUGCUAAGCUAUAAUAAAUAAACUUUCUAUAGUUCAUACAUAUUGUGUGUGUAUGCAGCCAUUUAUACAAUUCUGUUGUACUGGUCAAAUCUGCAUAUUCAUUAUCUAUAUGUAUAUCUAUAUAUAUAUAUAUAUAUAUAUAUAUCUAUAUAUAUAUACAUGUGUACAAUCUGUCAGUAGCAGCGAAUAUAGCUCAAUUACCAAUUCGAGAGCAUCUGUUUUAUCUCAACAAUUUGUUAUUUACCACAUCAGAAAAAAUUUUAAAUUUAAUUUUUUUGAAUUUUUCAUUUAAGAACUGUAAAUUUUAAAUAUUUUUUUGUACACUUAAAUAAUUAUUUACUUUUCGGAUGCUUUGAAUAUAAUUUUUAAUAUCCUGUGCCAUCAAAUGGGCAUAAAAUAGACUUUGGACCGUUGUGCAAUUGUAUGCUAUAAAAUAUAAAUUAAUUUUGAUACGCAUCAGAAACAAAGUCGAUCGAUCCUGCUAAGUCUAUUUAAUUAUUCGUAAUAUAUGCAAGUUUGUGUAGAUCAGGCCGGACUUGGGUACAGGAUAUCUUGUAGUCAUGUAGAGCAUUCUUAAUUGUUCAUUAAUUGCUAUUUUGUCUUGUCGAUUUUGGUAUUUAACCAAUACUUUUAAUCAACUUAAGUGUACAUUACUUAGACUUACCAAGUUUUGUAUUUGCUGUAUUUUCCUUUACAAAAAUAUAUUUUUGAAUACAA
This is a messenger RNA of Drosophila grimshawi, 2255 nucleotides long. It is a transcript of the gene Sam-S, whose product is annotated as S-adenosylmethionine synthase. Gene Ontology annotation, molecular function: methionine adenosyltransferase activity; ATP binding. Bases 141 to 1382 code for a protein of 413 amino acids. The transcript has 7 exons. The record is from RefSeq and is a predicted model, not a curated record. Gene Ontology annotation, biological process: S-adenosylmethionine biosynthetic process. Gene Ontology annotation, cellular component: cytosol. NCBI's taxonomy places the organism in Eukaryota, Metazoa, Arthropoda, Insecta, Diptera, Drosophilidae.